AUGGCAGGCGUCAAGAGAUCGUUGGCUGCCAUGAUGAACCUCAGUGAAGGACCAGUCAGUGUCGAAGGCCGGCUGAGGCCGUAUGCCUUUAUCAAUUCAUCGUCUGAUGCGUCAGAAGUCACAUCAAGGACUCCUACGCCGCCGUUCACUCCUUCCAGAGGCAAGAUUCCAAACUUCAGUUCUGAUGCUUCUCUAGCAUUGGUAGGAUUGCGCGGAUCUGGAAAAUCGACAUUGGCUAUUAUGGCUGCGUCGGCCUUGAAAAAGAGAGUCAUCAAUGUUGAGGUCGCAUUUCAAUCAGUAACCGGCUCGUCAAGUUCGAGCUUCAAGCAGAUCAAUGGAAACGCCGAGUGUCAUCGGAAACAAGCCGAAGUAUUGCAAGAUAUCAUUGAGCAGAACCCGACAGGAUGCAUCAUCGUCUGUCCAUGGAUGGAGAGGAAAAUCCAAAGCCUCCUUCGGCAGUUUUCAGCCACCAAUCCGGUCAUCCAUGUCAUUCGGGAUAUCGAUGCUAUUCAAAGUCACCUAAAACUCAACGACAGGACAAAAGCUCACAACUUAAUGAAGAUGAGCAACAUAUUUUAUCGCAGUUGCACCAAUCUAGAGUUCUUCAACGUAUCCGAGAUCCGCGAGACAAACCUCGAUGGAAAUGGGAUGAAUGAUCGUGGUUUUGCGACAAAUACGCCGCCAUAUCUUGCUUUAAAGCAAGCUGAAAGACACUUUCUCAAAUUUCUGUCACUCAUAUAUCCGGCGGGCACGAUCCCGUUCUUUGAGUCUGCAUUUCCGCUUGCUAGCAUUGCACCCGAGGACAGACAAUUUACAUACUGUCUCUCGGUCCACAUUCAAGAUAUCUUGAGUGGGAGUCAAGAUUGGGAAAUUUCAAUAGUUGGCGUGGAUGCUGUUCAAAUCUUUGUCAACAAUUUGACAACAGCCGGAGAUCUCCUUGAUGGCGUCGAUGGGUUGGCGAACAAAAUUACCGAAGCUAUCGGCAUUGUACGAAGGAGCACCAUGCUUCCUAUUUUGCUACACAUUAAACUACCCGAGGUUCCAAACAGCAGGGUAGUGCGAUCAUACCUAGAUCUACUCUCACAUACCCUGUCUCUGGCACCGGAGAUGCUCACAGUCGACCUGCGCCUUGAUCAAUCUGAUCUCUCUAGCAUUAUUUCUGCAAAGAGCCGAUCAAAGAUUGUUGGAAACUAUUUCGUGUCAACAGACAUUCAGUCUUGGGAAUCUUCAACUUGGACAUCCUGGUACCAGAAAGCGUGCCAGCUCGGCUGUGAUAUGGUGCGGCUCGUUCGACAAGCCACAACAAUGGAUGACAACUUUGUCAUUUCACGAUUCAAAUCCAAGAUUUCAUCUCUAAAAACUCAUAAACUACCACUUAUUGCAUACAAUAGCGGGCACCUCGGUCGACAUUCGGCCUGCUUCAACCAAAUUCUCACCCUGGUGGCCCCCAGUCCUGUUAUACAAGUCGACGAAAGAUGCGCUCCAUAUCCUUACAUCACGGCGAAGGAAGCUACAAAUGCUUUAUAUGCGUCUUUUGUGUACGAUGCAAUGAAGCUCUACGUGUUUGGAGCCAAUGUGGGAUACAGCAUGUCCCCAGCCAUGCAUAAUGCAGCAUUGUCAUCCUGCGGGAUACCACACCACUAUGAGCCUUAUUCCGCCGAGUCUCUCAAAGCCGUGGAGCAUCUGAUAUACGAUCCCAAUUUUGGCGGAGCAUCUAUCGGGUUACCCUUCAAAGUUGAAGUGACGACUUUGACCAAAUAUCUCAGUCCCCAUGCUAGAGCCAUCGGGGCUGCCAACACUCUAAUUCCCAUCCGCCAGCUCAAAGCCGGUCCGGUUCUCGCUCUAUAUGGCGAGAAUACCGACUGGAUCGGAAUUCGAGCUUGCAUCCGGCGCGGAUUAUCUCCAGCCAAUGCCGUAAGAUUGGCCACCUGGGGAUUUAUCAUAGGUGCAGGAGGAAUGGCGCGUGCUGCAGUUUACGCCAUGCUCCAAGUUGGCAUCAAGAACAUUGCAAUUUACAAUCGGACGACGGAGAAUGCAGAGAAACUGUUCCAUAUUUUUACGUCUCUCGACCAACCUUGGCCUUCAGAGUACCGAUACCCAUCCGUUAUUAUAUCCUGCAUUCCGACUCAUCCAAUAGGCAACACACCGUCACCCGAGUUCAGGAUGCCAGAUGCAUGGCUAGGCCAUCAAACAGGCGGCGUCAUCAUCGAACUCGGGUACAAGACGUUGAAUACGCCCCUCCUGAAGCAAGCCAGAGAUGGUGCUUCUCGAGGUUGGGUAGCCAUGGACGGUCUAGACCUGCUUCCAGAGCAAGGUUGCGCACAAUUUGAGUUGUUUACAGGGAGAAGGGCUCCACGGCGUGUCAUGCGGAGAGAAAUUCUGGAGAAUUACAGAGAUGAGCAUGGCAAAUCACAUCUAGAGGAGUUGCAACACAGGUUACAGUCUAUAGUUGAGCAGGACUCGUGA
This is a messenger RNA of Trichoderma breve, 2466 nucleotides long. Its product is annotated as type I 3-dehydroquinase domain-containing protein. The transcript has 3 exons. NCBI's taxonomy places the organism in Eukaryota, Fungi, Ascomycota, Sordariomycetes, Hypocreales, Hypocreaceae. Bases 1 to 2466 code for a protein of 821 amino acids. Gene Ontology annotation, biological process: chorismate biosynthetic process. Gene Ontology annotation, molecular function: 3-phosphoshikimate 1-carboxyvinyltransferase activity; 3-dehydroquinate dehydratase activity; shikimate 3-dehydrogenase (NADP+) activity. The record is from RefSeq and is a predicted model, not a curated record.